AUGAAGAGAGAUUUAAAAACGGAGCGAGAAAUGUUUGCAGCCAAGUCGCAUAAGACAAAUUUUAGGGAAGAUGUGAGGCUAAAGAAAUCAUUGAUCGCUGUAGUUCCACCUUUGGCCACCGGAGGCGCUGCUGUCUUUGUUGUCAUUCUCAAACCAUCAGCUGAGAGGAUGUCAAACAUAACCAGCCCUCAGCGGUUUUCAGGAACCUUUGACCACUUUUACGAUGGGCAUUACGAGCCAGAUAUUAGCACCCAGAUGAAGGUGCCAAAGAGAAUACGUGUCACAGGUGAUAAUGAGGAUGACCCAACAGUUAACUGGGCUCGGUACAAUGGAGUUAACGAGAAGUUCGAAAUGAGUGUUCCAGAUCGAAUUGUUGUGGCAGGUGGAGAACAGCACAUAGGAACACGUGGAGUUCCCCGUGAAGUUGAGGUAGAAAAGUCGAUAAUGCCCACACCUGAUCCAGUUCAGUUCAGAGUACAGACCCCACCUCGCACAAUUACCCUCGACAGCUACAACUACCCUGGAGUCGAUGAUCUUUCUCCAACUGAGGACAAAGAAAGCAGUACCCCAGGGUCAGCACCUACCAUCCUCCCUCGCGGCUCCAACUCAGUCAUGCAUGCUGUCAGUGACCUGGAUCUUGGGCGUGACACAGGCACUCCUGGCAUAACAACAGACCUGAGCCCAAGCGAAGAGAUCUCUCUCCUCCGACGCCAGGUUGGGAGGCUAAACCGGCGGGUGAUGGCCCUAGAGCUGGACACACAGCAACGCGCACACCGGGAAAUGAUAAUGUAUACUCUUGGCGUUGCAUACUUCCUCAUCAAGGCCAUUCUCUGGAUCAACAGAAACUGAGCGACAGGAACAAGGGUUAAAAAGUCAUCAAUGGUAAUAAAGGUAAUAUUAAUUUUGGUGCUGCUGGAGGAAGUUUGAAGCUUUAGCUGUAGUUUAAAACUGCAGUUAGAGAUGCUGCGAGCAACAGCCAUUGCUUUGUCUUGUUCCUACAAGAUGAAUUAUAAUUUUCUGCAUUUGCUAUAUGAUUAUAAAACCAGUUGGAAUGGCAUCAUGUCUUAUAAUUGUUCCAGGCAGAAAUUAUUACAUGAGAGUGGCACUUGUAAGUCUUAUACCUAAACUUUUUAUUAUUAUUGUACAGCAAGCUAUGAUUGUGAUGAGCCUUUACUAGGCUAGUAAUGAUAUAAACAUCAUGAGUAUUUAGCUCAGCAAUAUUGUAAUCUUUUAAAAGGACACAAUGUAUAUUUUGCUUCACACUUUUUUAUGUAACAAACAGCUGGAAGUGCAGAAUAAGCUAAGGAAAUAUUGUAUGUAAUAUGCAUAGUUGAUAUAGCAAGAUGUAUCUGUAUUUUCCUUUGUUUUUCAUUUGAAGCAUUUGCAUAAAAACAUUUACCACAGUUUGUACUAUAUUUUCAAACAACAUGGUUCUUCCUCAUAUUGGCCAGUAAGUGACAAAUGGAUGCCAUUAGUAACAGAGAAAUACAGUAGGUUUUAUUACCUUGUAUAUUUUUUCAGUCAAGUGAUUUUUACAGAAUCAUUCUCUUCACUUUUAUGAUACAAUUUAUUCAAAUGAUGUGGAUGUAUGAUCUGUAGAUGAAUUGUGAGCACUCCCAGCGGUGUAUUCAUCCUGAGUCGUCGGGACCAAAGUUGGCAUCAGAAAAUCAAAAUAUGACUGAAAACAGUGCAUCAGUUGAUGUCAACAAAGCACCUCCAAACAUCCAGACAAGGGGAACACAGUAAGUUAUUAAGACUGUAAUGGAUAUCUCUAAUUUGGAAUAAGCCCAAGAGGCAUUUGACUGCUGCAGUACAACCCUUUCAAGGGAAAAAAAAGAGUGGUUAAGUGAAAUGUAAUCUUGAAGGACUGAUUUGGGGUUUUUUUUUCAAUUUUUUUCUCUCUCUUUCUGAUGCAAGUGGGUGGUUGUGAACUGAUUUCCUUCUUCACUAGUCAGUAUUUGUAUAACAUGUGUCUUGGUUCAGCUAAAGAUAUUGUUCAUAGGCAUAUGUCUCAAAAGUUCUAAGUGGUGUGAGAAGGAUUGCUCUUGCAUACCUCAGCCAGGUAUGAUGUCUUGAAUGUUUUGAUUGUUCUCAGGGGAAGCGCAUAUUUUCAAGCAUUUGCUAGUGUGGAACAGUGAGGGAUGAAUUUUAAGGAAUAACUUAAGCUCUUUAUAUUCAUUAAGUAUGAAUCUGAGCAAGAUACAUAAAAGACAGGUGAUGGGUAAUUUCCUAAAUGUUAUGAUAUGACUUUAUCCUACAUAAUAUUGCCUGUAUGUAGUUGUGUACAUUAAAAGGGAAAUAUGGAGAUCAAUUUACUUGAUUUAGUUUCUGUUGUCUUUUCUCACAAUUGACUGUUGGGCAUUAUACAAACAUACUGUCAAGAUUUAAGAAGAUGCUGUAGUGUUCAUGAUUUCCAUUUGGUAUACAUGGAACAUUUUUUUGAUUGGAUUGAACUUUGUCAGAUUCACAGCACCCAGAAACUAAAGAGCAUAUGGUGAAAUACUGUUCCAAAAGUUCAUACAUUUACCAUAUAUUUAAGACACAAGGUGACUCUGGCAUCUACAUGGUAACAGGCUUUCCAUUUUUAAAAAGGAGUAAAAGAUUAUUAUUUUAUAUAGGAAGGACCAAUGUGGUCUUGAGUUCCAUUAAUCCAAAUGCAUAAAAUAAAUCUGAUGAUUAGUUCUUCACUGAAAGCUAAAUUAAUGCUUUAGAGUAAAGGAGCUUGCCAAAGCUUGUAGCAUAUCUAAUAUUUGGAAAAUGGCAUUCAGUAAUAUGUAAUUUUUCAAGCCUAAAUCAAUUGACUUUGUGAAAGGGGUAUCUUCAAGGCUUUGGAAUACCUAAGGGUAUCAUUCCAUGCAAGCUACUUUUUACACCACAUUUGUGAAACGUCAGAGAUUGGGAGGAAAACAGUAGAUGAUCAUAAAUGUGGUAUCAUUGUUAUGUAAAUAGCCAUUGAAUUUUGAUGUGUAUAUACAAUAUUAGAUUCUAUUAAAUUUUGAAGCAGUGGCAGGUCCUGUGAAACAGAUGUUUAUAUUGUCUCUCCAUCUCACUCCUCAGUUUUAUAGUGGGCAAGGACAGUAUAGUUAUUUUUACAUAUUUAUGUGAGUUUACGGCAGUGUGUGAUAUUCUCAUUAAAGUUAAUUUUUCUUAAUUAUUUUUUAAGCAAGUUUUUUUUUCUGUUUAUGAUUAUUAAUGGUUUGUUUCACAAUAUUUUCAUAACAUUUCUUGUAGUAGUGGUACUAGUGAUAACAUUACCAUUAGUAUUAUUACUACUCAGGACUCUUUUUGUAACCACACUGCAACUGUUAAUAGUUACUUUUAAAGGAAAAUCCUACAGUGUGUUUAAACUGGUUUUUCAGUAUACUUUAGUUUUUCGUUGUAUGUCAAUGUGACAAUGUUUUUUGCUGUAUGAUUGUACUCCCCUUUCCAAUACUACUUAUACUGAGAUCACUGGUACAGAUAUAUGUACCAUUAUAACUACUAGCACAUUUCUGUGGAUCAUUUCAUGUUAUAUGAUUAUGAUUACACCACCAUUGCCUCCAAUUACUAUUAUAAUGGUGGUCUCGUUUUUCUUUCUUUCUUUCUUUCUUUUUUUCUUUUUUUCUUCAUUAUUAUGGAUACUCACAUCUCUCAAUUACCAUUAUGCUGCUCAUGGAUUCUUAUACAAUAUCUUAUUUUUACAGUAUUAUUACUUGAUAUAUAUUUUGAAAGGAAAGUAUGUUUUAACUAUGCAUCUGUUUGGUUUAGAAUUAAAGUAGUUUAUUUGCCUUCAUUUUUAGGAGUGUGUGUUCUAAAUGGUUUCUGUGUAUUACCACUAUCUCUGUUAUCAUUAUCUUUUUUUUUAUUGUUGUUGUUUGUUAACGUCAUUAUAAUUAGUAUUGCUGUUAUUAUUUCUGUGGAGAUGAUGACUAUUAUUGCUUUACAUAUGGUAAUUAAAUUUUCCUUUGACAGACAUAGCUGGGGUAUUGAUAAUAAGCAAAAAGCAUUCAUUUCAGAUAGUUCUCAGAUGUCUAGUCAAACCUUUGCGUGUGUGUGUGUGUAAUGGCUUUUUUGUGAUAUUAGAGAAGUUGAAAAAUAUUCACUAGGUUGCUUAAUUUAUUCAGUUUGAAAUGGUAUUCUGUGUUCUUCCAGCUAAGAACUGGUAACAUUGUCAUGAUAGUGAACGAGAGAAGUGUAUAUUGAUACUACAGUUUAUAUUGGCUGUAACCCAUGUGCAUUUUAAUAAAUCACAAUGUAAUAAAGAAUGGAUCAUUUU
Molecule: messenger RNA, 4255 nt
Organism: Penaeus chinensis
Lineage: Eukaryota; Metazoa; Arthropoda; Malacostraca; Decapoda; Penaeidae
Gene: Tango11
Product: transport and Golgi organization protein 11-like
Exons: 8
Coding region: 1-849 (282 amino acids)
Source: RefSeq, a predicted model, not a curated record